UGAUUUAAUUAAAACUGAUGAAAAUAUUACAUAAAUUUGGGAAUCACAGCUUUUUUUCGGAAAGGUAAAAUUAACCUCCGCACCAGUCAAAAUGGCGUUGAUGUUUACUUCCACCCCCAGCAUUAAAAAGGCAGUGGGGCUAAUCAACGAAGUUGAUCAAGGGAAAUUUCCUCUGGUUGUGUCUCGUAUCUUACAGAAAUUACACUUGAAGGAUGAGCACACAUUUUCUGAGGAUGAAGAAGAAAAACUACAGACCACACUCGGCAUGUCAGGACAAGAUCUUGAAUUACUGUUACAGACAUUAGAAUUUUUCCUUCAUCAGGCAGCUUAUCAUACAGCGAAGCCAGCGGUGCUUUCACAGCAGCUGUCUCAGUUAGGGAUGGACCAAUCAAAGGUAGAUGCCAUUGUUGAGUCAUGGACUACAAAUGGGAGAGAUGUUGUACAAAAACUUAGACAGAGGACACUUAUGCCAAAUCAAUUAGCAGACAUAAAUUGGAGAUUAAAUUUACAAAUGGCUCAGUCAACAGAAACCAAACAAAAAUUACCAAAUGCAUUGUUUGAACUUGGUGUUCAUCGUGAGGGACAAGAUGAUAAAGAAAGAAUACGAGUAGAAUUCACUCAUGAUGAACUAUAUCAGUUUUAUAACCAGCUGGAAACUAUUCAGAAACAAAUAGAUGGACUGAGCUGAUGUUCUUAUAGUACAUAUAACAAUCCUGUCAAAAUAGGUCAUGUGGAUGAUAUUGAUAAACAGUACAUACCAUAUUGUUUCAUCUCUUAAUUUAUAGACUAUAUUUCUAUUUAUGAAUGAGUAGUCCUCUUGAAUGGGAAGAUUCCAGGUUGGAAAACUGUUUUGUUACGAUUAAGAAACAAAUAUUUUAUGUAAUUUAACAUUGUGACUGUUUUACAAUGUUUUUUGAAACUAAAGUUUUUACACUUAUCAAUUUAAUACAAGAAACACAGCAAUGUCAGAAAACUGUAGACUGAGACUGUUGCCUGGUUACUCUGGACAUCAGUUUCAGAAUGUAUUUCUGUAAUACAAAAUGUGCAAUAAAUUAUUUUUUUGUAAUAUAUAACUUGUUGUGUUACAUAUUUUUUCUUUUAAUUUUAUGAGUGAGCUUUUAUACCCUUUUUAAAGAAAGCUGAGAUCCUAUUCAACAUUUUUGGCAGUACCUUUAAUAAUGGUAUGUUUAUGAAAUUGUUCAUACAUUGUAGAAGUAAAAGAACAUGUUGUUAAGAACGUACUUAAAUGUAUCAAAAUUAGUUAGUGCAAAACAUCAUUUUACUUACAUCUAGACCAUAUUCAAAGUCGCAAAAAUACAAAUGAAUGUUCAGUACCAUUUUUCAAGCAAAUAUCAGUUUUAAGGUGUAGAUAUUGAAUUUUCACCGAUAAAUAUUCAGCAUCAAAUCAAACCAAAGACUUGAUGCUAGCUGAACUUAUUUUUUAGUUGUGCUUUUCCUGCUUUAUAAUGAAAAUCUCAGGUUUGGAAGUUCUGCUGUUUUAUAUUUCUGUGUCUAUGAAAGUGUAUUGAGAUUGUAAGAUAAGUAAAAUUCUGACAUGGCAUCA
Mercenaria mercenaria is the source of this 1564-nucleotide messenger RNA. Its product is annotated as COMM domain-containing protein 10-like. The transcript has 7 exons. The coding region runs from base 92 to 688 and encodes 198 amino acids. The record is from RefSeq and is a predicted model, not a curated record. NCBI's taxonomy places the organism in Eukaryota, Metazoa, Mollusca, Bivalvia, Venerida, Veneridae.